Messenger RNA from Fonsecaea nubica, 2196 nucleotides. RefSeq lists its product as hypothetical. The transcript has a single exon. Lineage: Eukaryota; Fungi; Ascomycota; Eurotiomycetes; Chaetothyriales; Herpotrichiellaceae. Gene Ontology annotation, cellular component: fungal-type vacuole membrane; vacuolar transporter chaperone complex. The record is from RefSeq and is a predicted model, not a curated record. Gene Ontology annotation, biological process: polyphosphate metabolic process; vacuole fusion, non-autophagic; vacuolar transport. The coding region runs from base 1 to 2196 and encodes 731 amino acids.
AUGAAGUUUGGUGACAGUUUCUACCAGAGGUCGGUUCCCGAAUGGGCUCCUUACAACUUCAACUACAAUGGCAUGAAACAGCUCAUCAAACAACGAACGUCCGCCAAUCUGACCGGCCCGGUUGAAAUUCCCGUGCAAGGCAGAAGUCGGUGGGAGGAAACAGAGAAGGUCCUGCUUGAUUAUUUGCAGGACCAGUACGAUAAUGUCGCUCUGUUCCUGCGGAUGAAACGGGGCGAAAUUGACCGGAGACUGAGUUCGCUCAAAAAGCAGGUCGCCGCCCUCCGGACAAUCGACGAUGAAAAGGCUUCAGACGUCAAUGCUGUCGCCGGUAUCCGGAGCCGCAAGUAUCGAAGACUCACCCAGGAAUGCGAAGAGCUCGGCGAUCUCAUCCAGAAGGUCGCCCGCUACGCUUCUGCACAGAAGAUCGCUUUCCGCAAAAUCCUUAAAAAGUAUGCGAAAUGGACAGGUUCCACCACAUUGCAGACUCGCAUGGAUGUUGAGGUCUUCUCCUCCAACCAACUGCAGACAGACUACUCGGAUUAUCUUCAAGAACUGGCUGAACUGACAUCUAUCCUGACCGAGAAACUGGCCACUCCGACAUAUCCACGGCAUCACCAAGAAGAACUUUCCGCUCAACAACAACACAGAACCACGCCGUCGAGCCUACGGUCACCUAUUGUUAAAAUCAAUAGUGCUCUGAAUCAGGGUCCGCCGGCCUUUGAUGCUGCGCUCAUGACCGUCCCCUAUGGCGAGGCGGCUGGUAGUGCUUUCUACUGGGUUCACCCAGACAACCUCGAUGAAGCGCGGGCCCUCGUCCAGCGAUACAUGAAGAAGGAUGACUCUGUCUCAACGACUCCCUCACGGAAGGGCUCCGAAGGAUCACUAGUAUCACGGAGAAGUACAUCUUUCAAUACCGCCAAUAGCGAUAUAACUCACAUGGUCUUCUUUGAUAAUGCGCAGAGGUUUGUUCAGGAUCAGAGUUCGGUCAGACCCUCGAAGAUAGCCCUUAGCGCGUACUGGACCCGUGACAAGGACGCCGCAGUUACGCUUGCCGGACUCUCCCCUACCUCGUCUGGUGAAAGAACCCUUCUCAUCGACCGCGAAGACCUCGGUGUUGCCCUAGACCGGGACGCGCCUCUUACAAAUGGUUCCAAAGAAGCCACCACAGUUCGGCAAUAUCUUAUUGAGCACAGAGAUGUCAAACCCUUGGCUGAAGUUCAAACACACCGUACGCGUUACUCUGGUAUGACCAACACUGCCGAUGUCGCGAACUGGGCGACUCUCGAUACUUCGAUCUCUUUUGGUUCAGUGGACAUGGAUCUCCUCGGUGAAUUACAACCGUUGCCCCAAACCAGCAAGACCUUCCCAUAUGCCACCCUACAUAUCCGGUGGGAAUUUGCACGGACCCCUGCCCUCGUUCGCGUGUUGGAUGAUUCGCAUUUGGCAUAUCGAGUCCACGGCUUUACUCUUGAAGACAUGGCCAUUCGUACAGCACUGGACGACCUUCCCCCAUCACCAUGGCAAUCACUCGUGGAGCAAGACAUUACCAAGCUACCCCUCCCCAGUGUUGGUGAGGCAACCCACUUCUUCCGACUCAAGACAACAAAUCGACUUAGGGUCAGUGCUACCGAUGUUAGUGGAUUGUCUUCGGGCCCGUCCUCGAGUGAAGGCCAUGCAGACAGUCUCUUCUCCACAACCACCCGUGGACAGUCAUCCAUCACGUCCAAUGAGGCCCGACCCAUCGAGGAAGGAACUUGUCCUGCGGAAUCGAAAUCUCCCUCAAGCAAAAGAUCACGGAAGCGAGCACGGAUUGUGGUGCCUCGGUCGAGUCCACCUCGAGCCCGAUAUUGGAACGAGUUUGAUGAUGGCGACUCCGAUGUCAAUCCGCAGGAUUCAUACGUAAUCUACGUUGAUCCAAAUGAGCCUACUUUUCCUGUGCUGUCCCAGGCGUGGGGAGCCUUGACGUCCUGGUGGCCGCUAAAGCCUCUCACUGGAGGCAAAAGGCCUCCAGGUGAGACGACGCCACUACUGUUUGAUGAAGAGACAGCUUCGGUUGAAUCAUCCGACUCGGACUCGCUGAUGACAUUGCACGAGUCACACCUACGCCGUAAUUUGAUUUGGGGUCUGAUCAGCGGCCUAACAGCCGCCUUUAUCAUUGGCUUUGCACUGGUUCUGUUUAUAUGUCUGCAAUUAUGA